ACUAACAAGGAAGUGAAAACUGUCCUCCCACUUUUUAGUGCAUCUGAACUGCCAGGAUGACUUCUACUGACGUUAAUCUGUCCUGUGUCUUACAUAAGACGAUGGAUAUGAGAAUGGAGGAAAGAACGAUUCCCAUGCCUGGACCAGGAGAGGUUCAAAUUGAGAUGCAUUCAGUUGGCAUCUGUGGCUCUGAUGUGCACUACUGGACCAACGGUCUAAUUGGUGACUUUGUCCUAACCACCCCAAUGGUUCUUGGACAUGAAUCAAGUGGCACGGUAUCCGUCGUUGGUGAAGGUGUAACCCACCUUAAAGUGGGUGAUAGAGUUGCCAUUGAACCUGGUGUAAGCUGCGGGCGAUGCAAGUUCUGCAGGACUGGCGUCUAUAACCUGUGCCCUGACAUCCUGUUCCUAGCUACUCCCCCGGUCCAUGGCUCAUUGGCGAGGUACCAUGUGCAUGCUGCCAAUUACUGUUUCAAGCUUCCUGAGAAUGUGAGUAUGGAAGAGGGUGCCCUUUGUGAGCCUCUGUCAGUUGGUAUCCAUGCUUGCCGAAGGGCUGGUGUCACUUUAGGGAGUGCAGUCCUCAUCUGCGGAUCGGGUGCUAUCGGUCUGGUCAAUCUGGUCACGGCUAAAGCUAUGGGAGCAUCUAAAGUAUGUGUGACAGACAUUUCCGAAAGUCGUCUCGAGGCUGCAAAGAAGAUGGGUGCUGAUCACACAAUCCUCGUCAAGAGUCGAGACGCCAAAGCUCUUGCUAAAGAAGUGGAGGAUGUGAUGGGAGAAAUGCCAGACAUAACUAUAGAAUGUAGUGGUGCUGAGUCCAGUAUUCAGUUAGCUAUCUAUGCUACAAAAUCUGGUGGAUGUGCCGUCUUGGUUGGGUUAGGUCCACCAGAAGUCAAACUGCCCAUUGUGAAUGCUGCCUGCAGGGAAGUGGACAUUCGAGGCAUCUUUAGAUAUAAAAACACUUAUCCAACAGCCAUCAACAUGAUUUCCUCAGGAGCUGUGAAUGUAAAACCUCUCGUCACUCAUCACUUCCCAUUGGAAAAGUCCCACGAUGCAUUUGAAACUGCCAAAACUGGUGCUGGAAACGCCAUCAAAGUUGUCAUCGAUUGCUUCAAGUCAAAAUAAAGUGAAAUUCACCAGAUGAACUUACCAAGGACUUUCAUGAAACGAGGUGUAAUUGAAAUUGAUUGGUGAUGUAUUACAAGUACCAGAUAAGAACAAGAGGCCAAGGGCCUGGCGCUCAGCUGAAACACUUGAUGCAAACCCGUUUAUCUUUGCCAGCUUAAUAUCUCUGUGUGCCAGUUGGUGAACUGAAAUAAGUGGAAGUGGGCUGUCGAAACAUUCAUGGUAGUAACAGCAUCAUCAUAUAACAGGGACGGAAGCGUCAUCACAGCAGUCCAAACAUUCAUGGUAGUAACCAUCCUCAGGAAAUCGUUUUUUUUUGUAAAUUUCAAUUAAGAAUAAAAUUGUAAACUAUG
Messenger RNA from Lineus longissimus, 1474 nucleotides. RefSeq names its product sorbitol dehydrogenase-like. Gene Ontology annotation, molecular function: L-iditol 2-dehydrogenase (NAD+) activity; zinc ion binding. Bases 57 to 1121 code for a protein of 354 amino acids. Gene Ontology annotation, biological process: D-sorbitol catabolic process. Lineage: Eukaryota; Metazoa; Nemertea; Pilidiophora; Heteronemertea; Lineidae. The record is from RefSeq and is a predicted model, not a curated record. The transcript is spliced from 9 exons.